AAAUUUGAAGAAUAAAAUAGAUUUGAGAUUUAACGUUUCCUUUUUUCAGUAGGUGAAGUUGGUCAUCUUAGAUAAGUGUGCGAAGGCUAAAGGGAGCCAUUAAAUCGGAGAGUCUCUUUCGUGAAUUGAAGUGUGAAGUAGAACUCGCAUAUUGAGGUGUAGUUGAAUCCGGAAAACAAGGGGAUUAAAAUGAAAGCUGAACCUCAGCUGUAAUAGUUGUGAAAUUCGGUUUGGGGAGUAUACCAUGAGAUGAGAGAUGUCGAGAGACGUGAUGUGUUGGAUUGUGGGGGCAAUGGGGGCAUUGGCUUCAUAUAAAAUGGGACCAAUGACAUCAAUUUCAUUCCCCCCUUUAACUUUUGGGCUUUGGUUUUUCAAGAGAUUGCUGCAACAAACACUUUCCUUUUGGGUUCUUUUCGCAUACCUUAAAGAAAAGAAAAAAAAAAUCACUAUUUGAAGCAAAACCAUAGCAGUUUCAAGGCUUUCCUGUUAUGGAAAAUCAACAACUCAACCACCAACACCAGCAACAACAACAGCAGCAAUCAAGAUUCAGACGUGUCUGUGUCUUUUGUGGUAGCAGCCCCGGCAAGAAUCCUAUCUACCAGCUUGCUGCUAUUCAGCUUGGCAAACAACUGGUUGAAAGGAACAUUGACUUGGUGUAUGGUGGGGGAAGCAUUGGCUUGAUGGGGCUGGUUUCCCAAGCUGUCUUUGAUGGUGGUCGCCACGUGUUGGGGGUAAUUCCCAAGACUCUCAUGCCAAGAGAGAUUACAGGAGAGACAGUGGGAGAAGUAAGAGCUGUGUCAGGAAUGCACCAACGUAAAGCUGAAAUGGCUCGCCAAGCUGAUGCCUUUAUUGCCUUGCCAGGUGGGUAUGGAACCUUGGAAGAACUCCUGGAAGUGAUCACUUGGGCUCAGCUAGGAAUCCACGACAAACCUGUGGGACUGUUGAAUGUUGAUGGGUACUACAACUCACUUUUGUCGUUCGUAGACAAGGCCGUUGAUGAAGGUUUCAUAGCACCAGCAGCCCGUGACAUAAUUGUCUCUGCCCAAAGUGCCCAAGAACUCAUGUGCAAGCUCGAGGACUAUGAACCGAAACAUUCUGGGGUGGCCUCCAAGCUAAGCUGGGAAAUGGAGCAACAAUUAGGUUUCACAGCAAAAUCAGACAUUGCUCGUUGACCGUUCGUCGCAUUCAUUCACACAUGAUCGACAAUUUAUGACCAUAGAUUCUUACCCCAAUGCACAGCAAGAAGAACCUUGUAGAUGCAAGCUCGAACGACAAGUGUCACCCACAGUUUAUUUUAUUCGGCUGUAUAUCAUGCUGUGAAUUCUUUUUUGUUUUCCUUGGUUUAAUUUAGAAUCCGACCCUGGACAUACAAUGUCAGUAACUUUAUUAGCUUCCUAUAUCGAUGAUUGCUAAU
Molecule: messenger RNA, 1414 nt
Organism: Durio zibethinus
Lineage: Eukaryota; Viridiplantae; Streptophyta; Magnoliopsida; Malvales; Malvaceae
Product: cytokinin riboside 5'-monophosphate phosphoribohydrolase LOG1-like
Biological process (GO): cytokinin biosynthetic process
Cellular component (GO): cytosol; nucleus
Molecular function (GO): hydrolase activity, hydrolyzing N-glycosyl compounds
Source: RefSeq, a predicted model, not a curated record